Messenger RNA from Passer montanus (Eurasian tree sparrow), 3986 nucleotides. RefSeq lists its product as uncharacterized. The record is from RefSeq and is a predicted model, not a curated record. The transcript is spliced from 11 exons. NCBI's taxonomy places the organism in Eukaryota, Metazoa, Chordata, Aves, Passeriformes, Passeridae. The coding region runs from base 308 to 2113 and encodes 601 amino acids. Gene Ontology annotation, molecular function: protein binding.
UGCUGGUGUUACAGACGUGGGGUCAGACACUGCGACAGCAGAGCAGGUGACAGCCAGCCCAGCUCCCAGCACGGCCAGCACUAACCCAGUGGCUUCUGCCUCAGAAACCACUGCACCCAGCCGUUCAUCCACACCAGACAGCAGCACGGGGACACCAGCACCUCAGCACUCCUCCACAGCCCAGGGACAGUCCCCAGAGGAGGUGACGGUCACUUCACCUCCCACGGGGAGCCCCUCGCCCUCCACAGCCACAGCCUCUGCAGGCAGCAGUGCCACGACUCCUCCUGGAGAAGGGCAGAGUUCCACCAUGUACCAGGGGGACACAACAACUGAGCCCACUGCCAAUACCUCCCAUUCCCUCCCUUCCACAUCCUUGGCAACCCCAUCCACGACCAACCUCAGUAUAUCAACAUCUGUUCAUCCUUCUUUUACUAAGACUUGCUCUCCCAUCACUUUGUCCAUCCAGCUGCAGAAGGUGACCAGCAGAACGAUCCAGUUCAGCUGGAAGCCUCAAGGUGGCACAGCAGACAGUCCUUACAGAGUGCGGCUGCUGGGAAAACCGGGAGGGGUGGAGGAGAGGAUCCUAAAUGAAACGAGCACUGCGUUUGAAAAUCUGCUUUCUGCUCAUCAGUAUCAAAUAUCCGUGGGUGUUUCAGCUUGCUCUAAGAAUGUCAAUGCCUCCCUGACGGUUCAGACAGCUGCUGAAGUCUACAAUGGAACCACUAGGAUUAUCAGUGAAAAUUUCAAGGCUGGAUAUGAGAACAAAUCCAGUACAGAAUUUAAGGAGUUUGAAAAGAAGUUCAUUAUGGAGACAACCCAACAUCUGCCACAGAAGAUACAAGAAUUAAAAAAUGGAACAAAAAUACGUAUUGUAAUUAAUAGCAUCAAGAAUGGCAGUGUGAUUGUGAUCUUUAAGAUCGUGUUGGAUGUUGGACAAAAUAUAACAAAAUCAGAGAUUUCAGAUGCUUUUACAGAGGCCCUUAACAGGAGCACAGUAUUUAAAGUUGAUCUUAAAAAGACUUUCAUAGAAGCAAGAAACAGCUGUCAGCCAGGUUUAAAUGACUGUGACAAAAAUGCUGCCUGCACUGCUGAAGGAGCAACUUAUUCCUGCCAGUGCAAGAAAGGAUUCACUGACACAAGUCCUAAAGUUCCAGGGAGAGUUUGUCUCCAGGAUCUACCUUCAGAACACACAACUCCAGUCCCUCCAAAAACCAAUACAACUGGAUUUACAGGAACUACAUCUAAUUCCGUUUUCACUACCACAUUUGCGUCAGCACCUUGCAUGACAGUGUCCAUCAAAGUUCAGAAUGUGACUGAAGAAGAAAUACAGCUCAGCUGGAGCAGCAGCAGCAGCAAAGGCAGCCUCUACAACAUCUCUGUCAAGGAUGGAAAGGAGAUUCAUGCAACAACUACAAACGAGACAAAAGCUGUGUUUAAAAACCUGCUUCCUGGCCAUGUGUACACCAUUUCUGUGGGCCUGUCAUCCUGUGCUGACAACAAUCCUGCUUCAGUCACUGUCCGAACAGAUUCUGGUUCCUGUUUCAGAAGACCUGAGUUUUGUUUAGCACAAAGUACUGGCUGUUCUGACUUAAAAGAUAUUGUGUGCUCAAAUAACCAAGCGUUUGCCUGCAGGGUUAGGUUAAAAAACGAGACAUUUAAUAAUACACUUUAUAACUCUGAUAGUGAUGACUACAUAAAAAGGUCUGAAAGUUUCAAAGCAAAGGUUGUUAAAGCAAUGCACGCUGAACUGGGGAAUGACCACUCUGACAUUUUUGUGCUGGACUUCAGACCUGGCAGUGUGAUUGCUGAUUUUCUCUUUCUGCUGCCAAAAGAAGAAGCCACAGAUGUGGGUGAUAUACAGACCCGCCUCAGUAAUGUGUUAAGGAGGGAGUUUGGGAGCCAAAUUGAAGUGCAAACUCUGGCUGUUCAGUCAUCAACUGACAACAGCUCCUCCUGGAGAGUAGCAGUGAUUGUCCUUGGAGUUUUACUUGGAGUGGCAUUAGUGCUGAUUCUGCUGGCAAUACUGUUUUACAUCUGUGUGAGGAGAAGAUCAGGUAAAUACUUGGUUGAACCCUCAGGACUCAUCGGAAUGUGUGUCUACAAGCACUUAUAAGAUAAACCAUCUGUUUCGCUUAAAUAUUUUGGCCAAGGCAGAAAAUUAAUAUAUUUAUCUUAUAUUUCAAUGUUAAUUGUGCAUAAUAAUUUAGGAUAAUGCCACCCUUUCCUUCCCAAUGUCCAUUGCAAAACUCCUGAGCUUCUAACAACACCUAAUGAAUCUUCCUUUAAACAGGUAUGGAAUUUUCCCCAUUGUACACGUGAUAGAGUGAGGAACAAAGAAACUUCUCUUCAGCCUAUCCCCUGUAGGUACUGCAAUGACUCUUAACACUGGCAAUCUAGAGAGACAAGACCCAAACCACUCAAUACUGUAUUUAGGUGACACUGAAAACAGGGUGCCUGAGCCUGGUAGCUGUGGCAGGUCACCUGAAUGCUCAGCUGAGCCCAGAGUCAUCCUGUUGAGUUUUGUGCACUUGCCCAAGGGUGAUUCACCUCCCCUGAGACUUUUAUCAUUGUAUAAAAUUAUAUACAUAUAUAUAUAUGCCUUUUUCUCUCCUGUGACUGCAGAAUGAGCCCAGGGUAAUUAGCGUUCCAGCAUAUGCAGCUUGAUUAGGAGUUUGGAGCAAAAUGGGAUACAUCUCAGUUAUGUGCAGUUGCUGUAGAAAUCUGGUGGACCAGAAACUUGAUUUGGAGUCUUCUGAGUUCAAGGUUUCUUUAAUUGCUGGGCUAUGAAGAAAUAACUGCUUAUAUGUAUGUCAAAUGUACAGCAUGCUAAACACAGCUGUGCUUUCACAGCGUAGUCUCAGAGGUGGGGAAGGCAAACAUUAGGUUAAUUUGAGCCAAAAGUAUUUUACUCACCUAUUUUUGCCUGUCAAAAAUGGUUGGCUGAGCAAGGAUGCCAUAUAGUGCAAUUUUGUCCUGCUCUUGAUAAUCCCAAAGUAGAGUCCAGUCCAACAGAAGCAGCUCCUGUGGCAUUGGAGCAGACCUUGCUUCAGAUUUCUUCUAUUUGCUUUAGAGCAAUUAGAAGAAAUGACUUUUACCAUUACCCACCACUCUUCACUGCAGUCCUGGUGAAGUUCUGUUUCUGCUGUGGUGCAGUUUUUCCUGCUUGGAAUGUGCUGAGCAGAUGACAGAGGGGCAGUUUACUGCUGCACACAUUUCCAGCAGGAUUUAUGAGUUUUACUUCAAACCAGCUCUCCCUGUAUCUGUAUAUUUUGCCAGUCUGCCUACAUUUGGAAUUCCUGUUGAGGCACUGAGUAUUAACCCAUGAUGUUGAGGCCCUGGCUCACAGCCCCUGAACACCCCUGGUUUUUGGGGAUUAGGUUAUUUGGCACAGAUCAGAGUACAUUGGUGCCAGAACUGCAGCACAAGCAGAGUGGAGGUGCACAAGCAGCUCUGCUCUGCUCCCUGUGCAGCCACAUUCAUUCUUCUCAUCCCUCCAUCCCUGUGCUGUAACACAGCUCCUGGGACAGCCCUGCUGAGGACCCUGUCUGGAAUAUUAUUUUUAGUAGCAGGGACCUAUGAAACAGGGUCUUGCAUGCCUUGCUCUCCCUUUCCUUCCAUGUAGGGUCAACUUGUCUGUCCUGAUUAAGAUUUGGGGUGUGGAGUCACAGACACCUCACUGAUGGGGAGAGAGUGAUUAGUAUUUGUUAAACUUAUAUUUUGUGGCUUUUAAAUAUAGCUACUGGUGUUCUGCUCACUGAGCAGUCACUCAACAAUGUAUUCUGUCAGUAAAUAAAAGUUCUCCAGGGAGCUCUGUUGAAAAUACAAGUGAAUGUUCUCAGUUAUGUUAAUACUCUUUUAUUUCUGUUUUGAGGGAUCUACUUUGAAUAGCAAAUCCUCAUUGUCAGUAAACCUUUCUGAUGUCCUUGUAAAUAGUGGUAAAUAGUGUUAAUGUACAGCAGGCUUGAACAAUCCUGGGACUGUUCAUG